Messenger RNA from Fusarium vanettenii 77-13-4, 1268 nucleotides. RefSeq lists its product as uncharacterized. The coding region runs from base 1 to 1023 and encodes 340 amino acids. NCBI's taxonomy places the organism in Eukaryota, Fungi, Ascomycota, Sordariomycetes, Hypocreales, Nectriaceae. Gene Ontology annotation, molecular function: D-cysteine desulfhydrase activity. The transcript is spliced from 2 exons. The record is from RefSeq and is a predicted model, not a curated record.
AUGGCAAAUCUUCCAUCACCCUUCGGCGAAAUUCCUCGCGCCAAAUUAUUAUUUGAUCGGCCUUUGGUCAUUGAGCCGCUCUCGCAGCUAACAGCAACCCUCCGUUCCGGAACACAUCUGUGGAUUCAGCAUGAAGACUGCAACUCUGGCCUGGCGCUUGGUGGCAAUAAAGUUCGGAAACUCGAGUACGUACUAGCUGAUGCCCUUGCUCAGGGUGCAGAUACGAUUGUGACUACGGGCGGGAUCCAAUCGAACCACAUGAGUCAGACUGCUGCGGCUGCAGCCCGACUCGGCCUUCAAGUUGCUCUGUAUCCAUGCAGUUUGGCCGAGGCGAAGGAUGCCGACUACAAUUAUGCCGGCAAUGUUCAAGUACAGGAUAUCAUCGGGGCCGAAAGAUUCGCUGUUGACACGGGUGAAGAGUUCGUCAUUGGAACCCUCAAGAAGCGUGGGAGGAAGCCGUAUUCUAUCCCUACAGGUGCAAGUACUCAUCCGUUAGGCGGCUUAGGAUUUGCCCGCUGGGCAUUUGAGUUGCUUGAGCAAGAGUUGAUACUCGGUGUGACAUUUGACGUUAUUGCGGUAGCAGCGGGCUCCGGCUCAACAUUAGGGGGGAUGGUUGCUGGUUUCAAACUUGCACAAAAGGUGGGACGACAGACCUCGGUGAAGAGAUUGAUUGGAUUCUCAAUAUUUAACCCGUCAGAGGAGGAGACGACGGAGUUAGUAUUGGGUAUCGCCAAAGCUACGGCUUCUAAAAUCGGACUCUCCCCCGACGAAAUCACCAGAGAUGAUUUUGAGGUGAACAGCUCCUACCUCGGAGGUGCAUAUGGACAUCUCGAUGAGCUCACUUCCUAUGGCAUCAAAGAGUUGGCAAGACUGGAGGGAAUUCUGACAGACCCAGUUUACACGGGAAAAGCAUUCACUGGAAUGUUACAUACUGCGAGGUCUGGUGAGUUCAGUGGGAAAAAGGUCUUGUUUUGCCAUACGGGGGGCCAAGCCGCUCUCAGUGCUUACCCGCAGUUGAGGUAGAGGACGCGUCUUUCGUCGCGUAGUAGACUCUCCAUCUGCCACAUCGUAUAGUUGGAGGCAAUUAGUUUUAAACCAUCUCUUGUAUCGGCUUUAUGACUAGCCCAGUUUAGCUGGCUCUUGAGCGAUGAAGCACCCAAGACCAAGUAGGGUUUUUGGCCAGUCUAUUGAUAUUAAAUACCAGAUUCCGUUGGUUUGCUAGAGUAGCUGUAGCCUCUGUAGGUUGCGACUCCAUUCAAAUAAGCAUG